GCUCAUGUUGCUGACACUCACUUCGCUCCUGGAGUGUAUAGUCUUUGAGACGCAAGAGCCCAGACAUACACAAUUGACAGAUGCACUGGCAAAGUGGGCGUCGUAGCUGUGUGAGUCCGAUGAACAAGUUUCCCGUACGCGGAGCUCCUCCCCGUGAUCGCAGAUAUGUAGUGAUUUGAGAGAUAUGAACAAUGCUGCAUUUAAAUAGACUCCCUGGUAUUGUGUAUAAUAAUCGCUAUCGUGCUUUAAUAUGCUUGCUGUUGAUCAUAAUAGCAACGUAUUAUCUAGUUCAAUGGGGCAUAAUGUGUACAAACAUAGAGAGCUGGCAACAUGUUGGCAAACUGUGCCAACUAUACAGAAAAGGAGAAGCUACCGGUAAUUUAUGCAAACCUCUGUGCAUAGACAAGCAGAUUCGUUCUCUCAAGUGCCACGCUUUUCAUGCCGGAAAGGAAGCAGUCUUCUCGGCCGACUGGGAGGGAACACGUCUCGUAUUUAAAACUUCGCAAAGGAUAAAGGAUGAAUACACGGAACCGGUAACUUGGCUCAAAACUCGCGGCCUAGAAAAUUACCCAAACGAAGACGAAUUCAAGAUGAUGAUUCGCGAUGUUAUCGCUCUGAAAUUAAAUUUGUCAAUAUCAAAUGAUCAGCUGAAAAGGCUCAGUCGUUUAGGCUUCUCCAAACACAAUGAUAUUUCCGAACGGCAUAAUGAAAUGAAAAAUAUUUGGGCUCUGUUACAGGAUAAUGAAUAUCUGUGCUCAGUUUUGUAUGCCGACAGGGAUCUAUUUCCACAACUGAUAGGCACAUGUGGGCCAUUUUUCGCUGUUGAAUAUGUGGAACCCAUUAAAAGUGCACCAACAAUAUUAUCACUGUCUGACAGCCGUGAUGACUGGGCUGGUCGGGUGAAAAUGGCAGUCAUGAUUAUGGACCUACUAGAUGAACUAGAUACAAAUCUGCCUGAGCCUUUUCACUUGUGUGAUGUCAAGGUGAGUCACUUCGGAUUGACAAAGGGUGAACAAAGAGUCAAGUUUUUAGACCUGGACUCCGUUUUGCCACGUUCAGUUGUGGGCCAUAUCACUGGCGGUGGACAGCAAUGUACAAAGCACGAAGACUGUGAUUACUUCGAUUGCCGUUCCAAGUGUAACCUCAAGAAAUUGCGCUGUGAUGCUCCAGUGGUGAAUAACAAUUUACAGAUAGUGUGUGAAAAAAUUUUUCUGGGAUGGACAUUAUCAAAUACACUUGUUCUACCUGGACUACUAAUGUCAGAACAUACUCCUCCCUCUUUAGCAGCUUUGCUUCGCAUUUGUGCUAAUCCAGAGCAUAAGAAAGAAGGGCUUGCAAGGGCACCUGCCUCAAGGGAUGUGCAAAGACGACUUUAUGCAACUUUAACUGAAAUGCGAAAUAUUCUUGACAAUGAUUUAUUUGUCUGAAUUUGUUAACUGUUUUCUAAAUACCAUUUCCAUCCUGCUUGUGUAUAUGUGGGCUUAACCUCCUCCUUGUGUAUUGUGUAGACUUUUACUGGAAGAACUGAGCAGGAUUAACAUAUACAUUCCAGUGUCCGUAUGUAAAUGAAACCACAGAGUGCUGCAAAAUGCUGUUACCUAAUGACCUAGAACAGUGUGCAUAAAAAUGAAUUAAAAAUGUGUUUUGGUAUUCAUACAUUCUAACCAAUGUUUUGCAGAAUUGGAGACUGUUCUAAAACUGAUUCAUAAGUGUAAGACAGAUGGAAACACAAGUGUGUACUAGAAAAUAAAUGUUGCAGAUGUAUCUUCAAAUGUUUUACUGCAAGAGAAAUUUUAUGAUAAAUUACUAGAAAAUGUGAUGGGAGUUAUUUGGCUACUAAGGACUGUGGUACUAAUUUCUGGGCAACAGCAAAGAGCAGUGCAGAAGUUAAGUCAGAGCUUUUGGUAGGUCUGUGUGUUUUCAUUGUACCUCUAUUGCAGAUAUAGUGUGCAUAACAGAAAGUUAUUAAAAAUGUAUAUUAUCUGGCUUAGUUAUGAUUUAACAGUUUGAGUACAUGCCUAUUUCUGACAAAAAGGUCCCCAUCCAGCAGACAAAUCAACAUCAAUAUUUUCUUACACUAAGACAUACUGUAGAGACAGAGAUUUAAUCCAGUAAGUUGGCAGACGAGCCUGAGGACAAAACUGCCCUCCCGCCAUUUUUAUCCAGCUGACCAUGAACCAAGGAUGAAAUUUUUUAUAAUGGUAGAACUUUAAAGGCCUAACAUUGUUUCAAUGUGCCACUGUGAUUUUGCAACCCCAGUUUCAAGGGCAAGUGGGUAGUCUAAGGUUACAGAAAUGACAUGUGAAAUGAGCUGGUGAGCAAAAGUGUACAGUUGAUAGUAGUAAAUGUGUGAGAACUAGAAAAGCAUGGAAUGAAUUACAGACUGGUGUGGCACACAGCAGGAUGCAAAUCUUUUGUAACCAUUACGACAGCUUACUUGAAUGUCAGAUCUCAAGCCACCUUGUGUACAUGUUAAGUGACUGGAGUAUGAGCAAGCGAG
This is a messenger RNA of Schistocerca piceifrons (Central American locust), 2500 nucleotides long. It is a transcript of the gene Daao1, whose product is annotated as D-aspartate oxidase. The transcript is spliced from 2 exons. Lineage: Eukaryota; Metazoa; Arthropoda; Insecta; Orthoptera; Acrididae. Gene Ontology annotation, molecular function: D-amino-acid oxidase activity; FAD binding. The record is from RefSeq and is a predicted model, not a curated record. Bases 192 to 1427 code for a protein of 411 amino acids.